Molecule: messenger RNA, 1476 nt
Organism: Vicia villosa (hairy vetch)
Lineage: Eukaryota; Viridiplantae; Streptophyta; Magnoliopsida; Fabales; Fabaceae
Exons: 3
Coding region: 1-1476 (491 amino acids)
Molecular function (GO): zinc ion binding; nucleic acid binding
Source: RefSeq, a predicted model, not a curated record
AUGGCUGGAAGGAAUAAUCCUGCAAUUGCUGCUACUUUGGAGGCUAUGGCUCCUACUAUGGCGAAUCAGCCGAACAUUAACGAGAAUGCUGGAUAUCGUAGUUUGGCGACCUUCCAAAGGGGGAAUCCGCUUAGCUUCAAGGGAACUUAUGAUCCUGAUGGAGCAUUGACUUGGUUGAAGGAGGUUGAGAGGAUCUUCCGUGUGAUGGAAUCUACUCCAGCGCAGAAGGUUCGAUAUGGUACUCACAUGCUAGCAGUUGAGGCUGAUGACCGGUGGCUAGAGACUCGUCAAAGGUUGGAGACUAUAGGUGAAGAAGUCACUUGGGUCGUGUUCUGUAGAGAGUUCUUGAGGAAGUAUUAUCCAGAAGAUGUUCGCGGAAAGAAGGAAAUUGAAUUCCUUAAGCUGAAGCAAGGAAACAAGUUGGUUACUGAGUAUGCUACAAAGUUUGUUGAGCUGGCCAAGUUUUAUCCUCACUAUAGCGAAGCGACUGCUGAAUUUUCAAAAUGCAUCAAGUUUGAGAAUGGGUUGCGCUCUGAGAUCAAGAAAGCAGUUGGAUACCAGAAGAUCUGUGUCUUUGCUGAUUUAGUUAAUUGUUGUCGGAUUUAUGAGGAGGAUAGUAAUGCUUACUAUAAGAUGCUCAAUGAUAGGAGAGGCAAGAACCAACAAAAUUGUGGCAAGCCUAAUGAUGCUCCAAUUGGGAAGGGAAAGCAGAAAGUUGCACAGGGACAGAGAACUAGUGGGGGAGAUGCUCCUGCUAGUGUCGUCUGUUUCAAAUAUGGGAAACCUGGUCACAAGAGUAAUGUGUGUAAUGAUGAAGUGAAACGGGGUUUCCGUUGGGGCAAGAGUGGGUAUACAGCUCCUGAGUGUAAGCAUAAAGAAGUCACUUGUUUCAAUUGUGGCGAAGAAGGACAUAUUAGUACUCAAUGUCAUAAACCAAAGAAGGCAUCAGGCAGUGGAAAGGUGUUUGUUUUAGCUGGGACUCAUAAAAAAAUGAGGAUGGACUUAUUAGAGUGUCCCUUGUCGAUCUUCGACAGAGACUUUGAUGUUGAUUUAGUUUGUUUGUCGUUAAGAGGGUUGGAUGUGAUCUUAGGUAUGAACUGGUUAAAGCAUAACCAUGUUCAUAUUAAUUGUUAUGAUAAUUCGUGGAGGUUUUCUACUCUUGAAGAGGAGGGAGUUAAUUUGUUAUUUAUGAGACAGUUACAACAGUUGAUGAAAGAAGAUGUUCAGGUGUUCUCAUUAAUGUCGUCGUUGUGUGUUGAGAAUCAAGCUAUAAUUGAGGAGUUGCAAAUGGUGCGUGAAUUUCCUGAAGUUUUCCCUAAUGAAAUUCCUAAUGUACUGCCUGAAAGAGAAGUUGAAUUUGCAAUUGACUUAUACCUGGUACCAGACCUGUUUCUAUGGCACCGUACAAGAUGUGAUGGUAUUGUUGUAGAUCCAUCUAAAGUAGAUGCUGUGUUGCAAUGGGAAACUCCAAAGUAG